CAGGAGGGGGUGUGGACCCGGGGUGCAGUUUUACUGCGCGCGCUGGAAGGUGAAGCUUAACUCGGUGUGUGUGUGUAUAUGUGUGUGUGUGUGUGAGAGAGAGAGAGAGAGAGAGAGAGAGAGAGGAGUUUUCCUGCUGUUUUUCCCUCGCUGUUUCGUCUCACCGCAGGACACACUCCUCGCUCCUCAGCUCAUGUCCGGCUCGCUCACACCUUCUCCUCACACACAGCUCUGAGGACAGACAGCGAGCUUUUCCUCGGCAGCGGAAGAAGUUCCGUGUUCUCCUGAGAGCACCUUGAGCACAAAUCAGUGGCGUCACAGGUAUAAAGGAGCAGAGGAUCCGGAAGAACUCGCACUUCAAGUUUACACUCUUCCCAACGUGGACCUCGCAUUUACCUGCUACACACUUAACACACACACUCACUCACACACUGACACACACACUGGCGUUCAACAUGAUGGACUUAAACAAAAGGAAGCUCUUUAUCCUCGUGGAUGUUCUGUGUGUGAUUAUCGCGGCAAUGCCAUUCGUGCUGAUGACCAUAAUCUUCCGGCCAUACCAGCGAGGCGUGUACUGCGACGACGAGAGCAUUCGUUACCCGUACAAGUCCGACACCAUCUCACACGGCAUGAUGGCUGCCGUCACCAUCACCUGUUCCAUCAUCAUUAUUACCACAGGAGAAGCCUACCUGGUCUACAGCAAGCGCCUUUACUCAAACUCGGACUUUAACCAGUACGCUGCAGCGCUCUAUAAAGUCGUGGGCACGUUCCUGUUCGGCGCCUGUGUGAGCCAGUCUCUCACAGAAAUGGCCAAAUUCACAAUCGGACGCCCACGGCCCAACUUCAUGGCCGUGUGCAUGCCGACCGAGUGCAAGGGCUACAUGCUAGACAUUAACUGCACGGGAAACAAAAACAACGUCACCGAAUCCAGAUUGUCCUUUUACUCUGGCCACUCGUCCUUUGGGAUGUACGCCAUGCUGUUUUUGGCGUUAUAUGUGCAGGCACGCAUGGCGUUCAAGUGGGCCCGUCUUCUCCGACCCACCAUUCAGUUCUUUUUGGUUGCGUUUGCGAUUUACGUAGGAUACACACGGGUGUCUGAUUACAAACAUCACUGGAGCGAUGUACUUGUGGGUCUGUUGCAGGGCGCGCUCAUCGCCGUUCUUAAUGUGCGAUACGUCUCAGAUUUUUUCAAGGAACGUCUUCCGCGCCAACGGCACCCCGAGAUGUCGGAGACCGACGAAUCGGAGCACAAACCAAGCCUGCAGAUAGUCGAGCAAGAGAGGAAUCACCAUUGCAGCUUUACUGGGACUGUAUGAGAGACUUUCAGUGUACUGUCAUCACACCAAACCCAGAAAGUGUAUAUAAAUAUAUAUAACCACUGGACAGGCUGCAAUGCUGCUCACUAAUUCCCCCACAUCUGCAUCCCAGAGGCAUCAGUGCAGCUACUGUAGCCACUAAAGCUGAGUGGCACUGACUACAGACUCGCCUCCACACGUGGAUAAUCUCUCCUUUAUAUGCCUGUGCGAGUGUGUGUGUGUGUGUGUGUGUGUGUGUGUGUGUGUGUGUGUGUGUGUGUGUGUGUGUGUGUGUACGGCAUCAUAUAGUAUCCCUAUAUUUUGUCCUUUCUGUAGAGAGUCUGAUGUAUUUAUACUUUAUACUGAUUACAUAAAUCAUUUUUUUAGGUCUAAAGCACAUGAUCCUCAAAUCAAAAUACAAUCAAUUGAUAUUUUUGAUUCCAAUGAAUAGAAUUAAAUUGUAUCAAAAUGCAACGACUUCAUGUGAUUUGAAGAGUUAGAAAUCAGUUCAGGAGUGAAGUGGGGGAAGGUCGUGGGUCGGUCCGUUGAAUUUCAAGAAGCCGUGCCACUGAAAAUGUGUGAGAUAGAGUUCAGAUGUGUUCCUCAUCCACUGCAUUGUGACGAGUAACGCUAAGUUGCCGUUUUUUUUUUUAAACAUAGUUUUAAGACGUUUUUAAUGAAAGUAUAUCCUGUGGUGGUUGAUUAUAGUUAUGACCCUCCUGGUGAAUGGCAGUAGUGUCUUAUAUAUAAAAAUCCCCAUCACAUUCACAAGGUGGACUGCAUAAUGUGACUAAUUUUUACAUUUUUUUAAAAAAAUUAUAUGAUAUUAUCUAACUUCACCAAUACCACUAGCUAACUAAUGCAUAUUGCAAGCUUAUAACUUUUUCCUACUGCUUUUUUUUGUAUUGUUUAUGUGAAUUUAGGGACAAGAGGAGUUCAUAUAAUCUCAUAACGGAAAGAUGUAAUUUUAAAAAGUGUAAAAAAAAUAAAUAACUGAGUAAGAUGAUGAAAAAUAGGCUUAAGGACGCAACAUUUUUCCUCACUGCUGCCAGCACAGACUGGUCUUCAGUAAUCUUGUGUAAUCUAGUAGAAUUUAUUUGGAUUAGUAACGUACUGCGAUGUUGCGUUCAAGAAAUUUCUAGUAUGAAUGCUUUGGGAGUGGACCUCAUGACAGAUCUCACGUGUGUCUGGCACAGAUCCCCACUGCAGAAAAAGCUUCAGCUCUUGUAAAACUGCCCAAGGCACAUGGUUAGGAUUUGUUAAUGUUCAUAGCAUAUGAUUUUUUUUCCCCCUUCGUGGCAGUGCUCAGUCUAUGCACGUAAACUCUAUCUCAUCUAGCCCUAGAUACAAAAUUCAUACCAGUAACUUUUCCCUGGAACGUGAUUGCCAUCAUUUUUAUAUGAACCACGUGUUGGGCAUUAGAGCACAUAAUCACAAGACUGGGGUCAAAAAUUGGAGUCACAUCUGAUUAGGACACGACAUUCACCUUGUUAAGCAAAGUCGUAGCUCUCUAAGCCUGUGCAAAACCAUGGUGCAAAAAAUGAGUGUUUGCGUGUAUAAAAUAAGUAUUCAAUAUUAGUUGUGUAUCAUUUUGUACUCUUACAUGACUAAUAAUGAAAUUACUGUAAUUUUUUUUUACAUACAAUAUAUUCACAUCGCAAAUUGAUCUAUAUGCUGCACAAUGAUGUAUUCCGUCUACAGAAAUAUGACUCCGUGCGAAGUCGUUUCACAUUCACUGAUUCAGAUUACGCACAUUACUUAUGCUAACAAGCUCUACUAUGAGAUGUGCAUUUCAGCAACAUUGCUUAGUUUGCGAGAUUUUUAAUACACUCUAUAUUUACUGAGCAUGAGUUGAUUUUUUCCCUUUUUCUCCAACAAACAGAGCCUCACUGUGUUCCUCUGGUGUAGCUGCUGAAAGCCAAAGGCCUUAAAAUAGAGCAGGCCCCAAUGCGGGGGAGAGCUUCCCUACUGCAAAGCAUCUUUUAUUUUAUUUGUGUACUAAAUUGAAUGUGGAACAAAUUCAAAAUGCAUACCAUAUUCCUGCAUUUUCACACAGUUUGCAACAGCGCAGUAUCACUGAAUAUGUUUGAAUAAUCUCUUUUUUUUAAUAUAUAUAUUGUUCUAUUGCCUGCACAAGCCCUGAUAUUCCCAUUAUAGUUCUCAGUUAUAGUUCUCAGUUAAUAUGUACUAAAAUACACCAGUUUUUGGUAUAUUUUGUAAUCUCUUUUCUAAGCCCUUGGGAUUUUCAUUAAAAUGUGAGAAUACCUCCAAACCCAAGACCAAGAUAACCCCUAAACCUGACCAUUUCAAGUGAUACAGUGAAAAUGAAAUACAAACGAAUAAACACUGGUGAAAAAGAUCCGUUAGUGUGACCUUCAGAUCAGAAAUGCUGGAUAAAUAAUGGAUGAACUGGCUGAAACGAAUACAAAUAUUUCUAAUGUGUACCGAUCUGUCUGUAUCUGUCUGAUCCCAAAGCUGUAUUUACAUAAUGUAUGGUCAUGGCACAGUUUAUAUAUAUAUGUAUAUUUUUUAAGUGAGUGAAUCCUCUGGAUAAAGUUUUAAUUCUAUCCACUAAUUUCUAAUUAGGCCUCUGAAUUUGUGUGUUUGUGGAUGCAUGAAGCCAAGUGUCUGUAGCAGGUGAGUUUUAAUGUUGUUCUGUCUAAUACUGUGGCCUGCACACUGACUUUCCCAAAGCUUUUGAUUGUAUGGCUUAAAAAUAUUGCACACAUCAAAUAUUUUUCUAUAUGUAUUUUUAAGUUUUUAUGUCUUUAACUACUGCAGAUUAAUAAAAAUCAAUUACUCGUGUA
Pangasianodon hypophthalmus (striped catfish) is the source of this 4102-nucleotide messenger RNA. RefSeq names its product phospholipid phosphatase 2a (gene plpp2a). Gene Ontology annotation, molecular function: phosphatidate phosphatase activity. NCBI's taxonomy places the organism in Eukaryota, Metazoa, Chordata, Actinopteri, Siluriformes, Pangasiidae. Bases 456 to 1316 code for a protein of 286 amino acids. The transcript is spliced from 6 exons. The record is from RefSeq and is a predicted model, not a curated record. Gene Ontology annotation, biological process: signal transduction; phospholipid dephosphorylation; phospholipid metabolic process.